AUGGUGAGGCCGGCAAAGUACGUCGAUCUGAAGGUCCCGGCACUCAGAGAUGUUUGUGUAGAGCGUGGUCUGGACAAUACGGGACUGAGAAGAGAUUUGAUCGCACGAUUACAGCGAAAAGAUCGCUUGAAUGAGAAUACGGAGGUAGAAGUGAGAUUGAGGGAUAGGGAAGAAGGAGUAGGUGGUGUUGGUCGGUACAGGGGUCCUGCGUUCGGUGGUGGUCAUCAGAGAAGUGAGACUCGGGAGGGAGAUGGCAGGGGCCUCGAGCGAAAGGCUGAUGACGGCCAGAGAGGUAUCGACGCGUGGGGAAUGAUACUUAGUCAUCAUGGACAGUACUCUGGUAAACAUGCACAGGUUUACGAUCAAGUACGAGAGCGCGAGUAUCCUCCUGGACCUUUUCAGCGGCACGACGGGAUUGAUAGUCCCCAGCACCGACCAGAGCAGCAUGGUACGGAUGAUCCACCUUCUGCUUCUCGGCACAAUCAGAUGUCGGCAGCACCAGCUCUCCCACAUCGCCAAUUAUCUGAUCUCAAUCUUCACCCUCGCGACGACCCAGCCGUCAUGCACCUCUCCGAGGAGCAACUCGCCGACAUUCUCUUUGCCAACUGCACUCCCUUUGAGCCUGACCGCAACGGCUACGAUCGUCGAGCAAAGAUAAGAGCCGAGCAUGACGUUAAGCUUGAUGAGGCGAGGAAGAAGAAGGAUUCUGCUAUCGCAAGGGCGUUGACGAAGUACAAUACCGAGGUGGACAAGCUGAAGGUGGAGAGGGAAGGGAAAUAUUGUGACUUGGAAAGCGAUCUUAGUGCAAGAAGAGAGAAGGACCAACGAUGGAAUCCGGCUUUCGCUAGACUGAAGGGCUUGAGAGAAGCACGAGGUCUACAGACUCGUCCCCGAGACUUUGCAGUACGAGCACGCUCCAGCGACAUAAAUCACCAAAUCCAACGAUAUUAUCCAUCUUCUCAGCUAUCCCCACCGAUUUCCCGCCGCCCAGUAUCUCCUCCACGAGCACUCAUGCCCUUGGCCUCUGCACCGACUCUGAAACGCAAGCCCACCUCCCCACGAGCACAGUAUCAAAGCUAUGAACGAGAUACUUCAACCGCAUCUACCCACUCCCUUGGUCCAAAUGCUAAGCGCAGCUGCUCAGACACAAGCCGUUACUUCCCGCCUCUCUCAUCAACUUCUAAAGAUAACAGACCACCUGAAUUCUUUACCCCUCUCUCAAAAAUCUCGCCAGCCACACAACAGCAAACCUCACCGAUUUCUCUCGUACCCGCCAUCACCCACCUCCCAUAUAUCUUCCUCCCCGCUUCCAACAACAUGACAUUCACCGACGUCAAAGCUCUCCUCGCCGAAUGUCCACAUACAUAUGCAAAGACUAGUGACAUCGAGAUCAAAGCUGAUGAAACAGGAUAUUUUAUGACCUUUGAGGAUGGGGAGAGGGGAGAGGAGAUGGCUGUGAGGUUCCAUAAUUUCUUUGAUGGGCAGAGAAUGGAUGGGACGCCGGUUAUCAUGGAGUUGCAUAAGAGGGAGAGGCUGGUGGGCGAGUGAUGGGGAUAAUGGAGAAGUGUAGCAGACUCCUGGAGAGAUGUUCAAACUCUAUUAUUUGUCGUGCUUUGUUUGUUUUUGUUCUAAGUUUCGAUGAUGUGGAAGGGACUACCAAUGACGAUUUCAUUGAUUUGUCUGUCUCUACUAGGGAUGUUGCGAUGUUGGAGUCCUUCAUAGUGCUCAAAAAACGGGGUCUUCUUGUAUCUAGUUUUGUGUCUCAGGUAUUGCCGCCAGAGAGCUCUUGGCACCUCGUCUGGGAUUGGGGAAUCGUACAAUAGAUACCAAAAUAGUAGCAUGAGCUGCUAGCUGCGUUCUGGUACCCUUUGUACA
Messenger RNA from Cadophora gregata, 1875 nucleotides. RefSeq lists its product as uncharacterized. NCBI's taxonomy places the organism in Eukaryota, Fungi, Ascomycota, Leotiomycetes, Helotiales, Ploettnerulaceae. The record is from RefSeq and is a predicted model, not a curated record. The transcript has 3 exons. Bases 1 to 1548 code for a protein of 515 amino acids.